Messenger RNA from Penicillium expansum, 1692 nucleotides. Its product is annotated as MDR family MFS transporter. The record is from RefSeq and is a predicted model, not a curated record. The transcript has 3 exons. NCBI's taxonomy places the organism in Eukaryota, Fungi, Ascomycota, Eurotiomycetes, Eurotiales, Aspergillaceae. Gene Ontology annotation, biological process: transmembrane transport. Bases 1 to 1692 code for a protein of 563 amino acids. Gene Ontology annotation, molecular function: transmembrane transporter activity.
AUGUCUUCUGAAAACCCCGACAUGGGGGAGGAGUCGAAAGCCAAUUCGAGUGUGGUUAAUCCGACGACCUCAUCUAGCGAUAUCCAGCAUACCCUAGCAGAAAGUGACCAAGAGAAGCAUGAAGAUGAGAAGGGCUUGGCCGCAGAGCCUUCUUACAUAACGGGGCUGCGAUUGUUUCUCAUCAUGCUCACCAUCUUCAUGAGCACUCUCCUGGCCGCCCUCGAAAUUGGGAUCAUUGCGACCGCUAUUCCUGGCAUCACCGAUGACUUCCACCAAUUGAACGAUGUCGGAUGGUACGGAAGUGCUACUUUUCUCCUCGUUGGGUCAUCCUCUCCGAUGUGGGGCAAGCUGUAUCAAUAUCUGCGCAUCAAAUGGGUUUACCUGAGCUCCGUGGUGUUUUACUUGGUUGGCAGCAUUGUCGCCGCCUCCUCUCAGAACAGUCUUUCUGUAAUCAUUGGUCGAGCAAUCCAAGGAUUGGGGGCUGCAGGCACUCUGGGUGGAUCCGUUCUUCUUAUCAGUCUCGUGGCCGAGCCAAGAAGGCGUCCAGCGUUGAUCGGUAGUUGGAUGGGAGUCUUUAUGGUAUCGACCAUCCUCGGGCCUGUUCUCGGCGGUGUCUUUACGAGUGAGGUCUCUUGGCGAUGGUGUUUCUGGAGCAAUCUGCCUCUUGGAGGUCCAAUUGUCAUUAUGUGUUUACUGUUCUUACGGGUACCCGAUCAUAUUAAGCCUGUCCCAACCACUUGGAAAGAGAUCAUUCUACAGCUGGACCUUCCUGGGUUUUCUUUGUUACUCGGCUCUCUUGUGUGCUUUGCCUUGGCUCUGCAAUGGGGUGGCCAGACCAAAGCCUGGAGCGCCGGUGUCGUCAUCGCUACCUUAGUUCUUUGGAUUGCCUUCACGAUCAUGUUCUUCAUAGUUGAGGGAUUCCAAGGCUCUCGAGCUAUGGUUCCAUUGAGGCUGCUGAGGCCUCGCAUGACAUGGGCUAAUGCGUUGUGGUGCUAUAUCUCCAACUCUUCAUUCUACCAGGUUAUGUUUUAUCUCCCUAUAUACUUCCAGUCUAUCCAUGGGAAGACCGCUAUUAUGAGUGGUGUUGAUACACUCCCAUUUCUGGCUUUCUUCUCCUUGGGAGCUGUGAUGAGCGGUGGUCUCGUCGGGAAAACACACUACCUCAUGCCCUUUCAAUUAGCCAGUGCACUCAUCAUGGUGGCCGGCAUGGCUUUGUUUUACACGAUGGGAGUCGACACAUCUCAGGCCCGCUACCUUGGGCCUCAGGUUCUUUAUGGCUUUGGGCUCGGCUUGGGUAACCAGAUCCCCAUGACUGCAGUGCAGGGUUUUUCAAAGCCAGAAGACGUGGCAAGCUCCACUGGUAUCAUGCUCAUGUGUCAGUCCAUCAGCGGAACCUAUUUCGUCCUCGUGGCGCAGUCCCUCUUCGCCAACCGGAUGCUACAGACGUUGGAGAGCUCCAACUCUAAUAUCAACACCUCAUUGGCCCUGGGCACAGGCGCAGCCGAGAUCCAGCAUCUUUUUACAGGCGAACAGCUUAAAGCUGUGAAUAAUGCUUAUAUGGUCGGGAUCAAGGACGUUUUCGCCUUUGGUUUGGCUGGUGCGGCAGCGGCCGUUCUCUUGGCACUUCUCAUUCCCCAGAAACAGCUUCCUGGUCAUCAACAAAAGAAGACGGAGGAGUCCGGACCCGCUUGA